CUAUUCAAAUAGCAACACUCAUCAUCCUUCCCAAACCAAAAUCCCAAAUUCCUGCUACACCACUCUCACCAUGAAUCCAAUCCUUCUCCUUCUCCUUCUCCUUCUCCUCUUCUCCCUUCAGGCCACCCUCUCCCACGCCACCACAGCCUACCCUUCCAUUCCGGGCACCACCCCCGUCGACGUCUCCUCCGGCGCCACCGCCUCCAACCUGAUCCCCCCUCGCCGCGAAGUCCACGGAAACGGCCGAAUCUUCGACAUCACCCACCGCUACAGCCCCGACAUGCCGGCGUUUGGCUCCGCCGACGGCGUCGGCCAGUUCCUCUGGCUCCCCCACAGCAUGAAGAACGGCUCCAUUGCUAACAACUCCGAGAUGAAGCUCCCCACCCACACCGGGACCCACGUCGACGCCCCCGGCCACUUCUUCGAUCACUACUUCGACGCCGGCUUCGACGUCGACACGCUCGACUUGGAUGUCCUUAAUGGUGAGGCAUUGUUAGUUGAUGUUCCGAGGGAUAAGAACAUUACUGCUGAAGUCAUGGAGGGCUUACAUAUUCCCAAGGGCGUGCGUCGAGUACUUUUCAGAACUUUGAACACAGAUAGACGGCUUAUGUUCCAAAAGGAGUUUGACAGCAGCUACGUGGGAUUCAUGGAGGAUGGAGCCAAGUGGUUGGUGGAGAACACUGACAUCAAACUUAUUGGAAUUGAUUACUUAUCUGCUGCUGCAUGUGAUGAUUUGAGUCCGGCUCACCUUGUUUUGCUAGAAGGCAGGGAAAUCAUCCUCGUGGAAGCCCUAAAACUUGAUGACAUCCAACCAGGAAUAUAUUCUGUCCAUUGCUUACCUUUGAGGUUGCAAGGUGCAGAAGGAUCACCAAUCCGAUGCAUUCUUAUCAAAUGAGCUGACUCCUUUUAUAUCCUUGAAACAGCAACAGCCCCAGGAAAAGUUGCAUAGCAAUGAAACGGACAGCAUCCGAGUUCUUGCAAGGAAUGGAAACGACGUGAGAAGAAGAAACACAAUGUACCAUAUGCACACGAAUACCGUAGUAAUGUUAAUAGCGUGUAAGCAUUAUAUGAAACAAGAAAUGUAAUGUAAUGUAAGAAACAAGAAAUGUAAUGUAAUGUGACUGGAGGAGGUGGUGGUUGAUUCAUUAAAUAAAAAAACCUCCACCAUCAUAUGUACAAGUCAACAGUGGAGCUUGAAUUUGUAAGGGUUCAUCUAUUUGUAUCCAACUUAUUUCUAAGUAGACCCAGCAUUCAUACC
This is a messenger RNA of Rosa rugosa (rugosa rose), 1258 nucleotides long. RefSeq names its product cyclase-like protein 2. The record is from RefSeq and is a predicted model, not a curated record. Bases 71 to 895 code for a protein of 274 amino acids. Gene Ontology annotation, molecular function: arylformamidase activity. NCBI's taxonomy places the organism in Eukaryota, Viridiplantae, Streptophyta, Magnoliopsida, Rosales, Rosaceae. The transcript has 7 exons.